Molecule: messenger RNA, 2445 nt
Organism: Coccomyxa subellipsoidea C-169
Lineage: Eukaryota; Viridiplantae; Chlorophyta; Trebouxiophyceae; Coccomyxaceae
Exons: 11
Coding region: 1-2157 (718 amino acids)
Biological process (GO): peptide metabolic process
Cellular component (GO): membrane
Molecular function (GO): oxidoreductase activity, acting on paired donors, with incorporation or reduction of molecular oxygen, reduced ascorbate as one donor, and incorporation of one atom of oxygen; copper ion binding; protein binding
Source: RefSeq, a predicted model, not a curated record
AUGCCAGAGUACAAGACUGAGCAUGAAGAGGCAUACCUCUGCACCAGUGUGCUCCUUCCCGAUGAUCCACUCAAGCUCAUUGGAGUUGAACCCCUUUCGAAGCAGGAAGUGGUGCACCACAUGCUCCUCUUUGGAUGUGCAAAACCUGCAUCUUCAGAGAAGGUGUGGGACUGUCACACCCACAGCGUGUGUGCCGAGGCGGGGAGCCAUGUGCUGUACGGCUGGGCUAAGAAUGCUGACGCCAUGCACCUGCCCCCUGGAGUGGGCUUCCGAGUGGGCCAAGGCACUGGCACACGCCACCUCGUCCUCCAGGUGCACUACACUCACACGCGCCCGCCUGGGGACCAAUCAGGCAUGCGGCUAAAGCUGACCGAUGCUGCGCUGCCAUUCUCGGCGGGCAUGAUGAUGUACGCGUCCUACUUCCAGAUUCCCCCGCAGAAGCCCUCGCACCUGGUGCCAACCAAGUGCUGCUACGCCGGGUUUGAGCCUGCCUAUGGCUUUGCCUACCGCGUGCACACUCACGCCCUGGGCAGAUCGGUGUACAUGGACAGGAUAGAGAAGGACGGCAGCCACAGCCGCGUGUGCGAGCACAGCCCGCAGCUGCCGCAGGGCUUCACACCGGUGUCAAACAUCACCUUUUUGCCAGGGCAGGUUCUAGAGGCCACCUGCGACUUUGACUCGAGCGAGCGCACAGAGGUGACGCAUGCCGGUUCGACGCACCACCACGAGAUGUGCAAUCUGUACAUGAUGAUGUGGAGCGAGCUGCCCGUCUUCAUGACCUGCAGCGGCCAGGGCACCUGGAGCGACGCCGCCUCCGUCGACCCCCAUGGCCCAGGGGGCCUGCCGGCAGCGGGGCGUCUGGUGCAGGAGGCACCGCAGCACUGGGGGCCGCCGCCACCUUACAUGCCCGAGCGGCCGAGCGCGUCGCACCUCGGGCAGGUGGCGGGUGUGGCCAAGGGCCCCGCGGGAAGUGUCUGGGUGCUGCACCGGGGCGGCCGCGUGUGGGACGCCACCAGCUUUGAGGGGCCCGCCCUGGAGAGGAUCACCUACAAGGAGCCCAUCGGCGAGAAUGUGGUCAUCCAGUUGGACCAGGACACAGGGGAGGUGUUGGCGCAGUUUGGGGCGGGCGAGUUCUACAUGCCGCACAUGACAACGGUGGACAACAGCGGCAAUGUGUGGACGACGGAUGUGGGCACGCAUGUGGCCACCAAGUGGUCGCCCGCCGGCAAGAAGCUGCUGGAGCUGGGCACUCCCCUGGAGCCCGGCAGCGACAGAACCCACUUCUGCAAGCCCACACAGGUGGCUGUGGCGCUGGAUGGGACGUUGUAUGUGGGGGACGGCUACUGCAACUCGAGGGUGGUAGAGUUCAGCGCGGAGGGGGAGUGGCGGGGCGAGUUUGUUCUGCCCGGGGAGGCGCUGCGCAACCCCCACAGCGUGGUGCUGCAGGAGUGCUCGCGCGCGCUGUACGUGGCCGAACGCGAAGCCUCGCGCGUGCACCGCUUCAGCCUGGACACCCGCCAGCUUGAAGGGACGUGGGAUCUGGCAGAAUAUGGACCGGUGUACGCGCUGGCGGCUGGGCCGUACGGCGCUGUGCUGGCGCUGAGCUGGAACAGGGAUAAGGAGGGUCAGCCGACGCAUGUGGUCUUGCUGAAUGACAAUCAAGUGGGGAAGAUUACGGGGGCGUGGUCCGUACCGGACGUGCAGGCGCCGCACGACAUGGCCGUCAUAGCCGCGCCCAUGCGGCUGGCCGGCAAGGAGCGGCCGGUCGCGCUGCUGAUCGGCGAGACCCGGCCAAGCGGCAGCCGGCUGCAGAAGUACAUCCUGCUGCCUGAGGGCGAGGCGUUGCCGGUGGAGGCGGGGGAGUCGCAGCAGGUGUCGGCGCGGCAGCAGUGGCGCGAGGUGCUGGGCGCGGCGGUGGGGGAGUCCACGACGACGACGCGCGUGACGCUGCUGGGGGAAGUGCGGCGGCUGGGAGCAGGCAACGGUGCCGGCAUCGGCAACGCCUUCAGCCAGGUUCUGCUGGUGGGACUGCCGCUGACUGUGCUUGUGGGCGUGGCCGCCCUUGCGCUGUGGAGCCUGUCUGGGCCGCCCCUGCCCCAGGCAGACCUCAAGCUCGUCAGCAAGGCGCACAUGUCUCCGCAGCAGCGGUUUGCAUAAUUUAACCCCUGGGAAUUCUCUGACAUCUUUGUUGUAAUGACGUUUUUGCCAUCAUGAUGCUGGUGGUCCAGUCUGUGUACACAUGUGACAUGUCGUGGGCGGGCAAUGGUCGCCAUUGUUGAUUGGCAUGCUUGAGCCGAGGAAUGCAUGGAGGUUUUUCCUGUGAUGUUUGGCAGGUUUAUGGCCAUGACCUUAAAGUUAAUGAAUUGAGUGAAAGCACCAACAUGCAUGUGUGCACAAUUGAAAGGUUUUCUAGAAUAGACGACACUGUAACAGGGGCAACCACCU